Molecule: messenger RNA, 1143 nt
Organism: Lichtheimia ornata
Lineage: Eukaryota; Fungi; Mucoromycota; Mucoromycetes; Mucorales; Lichtheimiaceae
Exons: 7
Coding region: 1-1143 (380 amino acids)
Cellular component (GO): plasma membrane; endoplasmic reticulum; Golgi apparatus
Source: RefSeq, a predicted model, not a curated record
AUGUCCGAGCACAAGAGCAAAAAGCCAGCAAAUACGGCAUUCAAGCAGCAGCGGCUGAAAGCUUGGCAACCUCUCUUGACACCAAAGACGGUUCUUCCAACGCUGUUUGCAGUGGGCAUUGUGUUUGCUCCUCUUGGCGGCUUAUUCUUAUACGAGAGCGAAACGGUCAAUGAGAUCGUGAUCGACUAUACCGACUGCAUCACCUUGAACGAGACUGCUGUGCCGCUUGCUGAUAAUCUUUACGACUACAAGUUCACUUCAGAGAAUACAACGGUGAUUCGAGCACCCAGUUACUGGUUGACACAAGAAUCAAGUUACAUGUCAGGCCAAGCAGCACCUGCAGGAGAGACGAUACCUCGAUGCAAUAUCCAGUUUUCGAUUCCUUUUGAGCUACGAUCGCCCGUGUAUCUUUACUAUCGCCUCACCAACUUUUAUCAAAAUCACCGUAAAUACGUCAAGAGUUUGAGCUACAAUCAGCUAAAUGGCGAGAACGUUUCACCGGGUGAUGCCGAAGCUUCAUGUGCACCUGUUGGUACGGCUGCUGAUGGAAAAAUCUAUUAUCCAUGUGGAUUGAUUGCCAAUUCAAUGUUUAAUGAUACGUUUUCCAAUAUGACGCUUUUGAAUCCUCAAGGCAGUAGCGACAACAUCACAUACACAAUGAAUGAAAAGGGAAUUGCAUGGAGUUCGGAUGUAUCACGCUACAAAAAGUCGUCUACGCCUGUCGAACAGCUGACACCACCACCCAACUGGCAAAAGCGAUAUCCAUCCGGUUAUACAGCAGAAAACCUGUUUGAUCCCUCACAAGAUGAACACUUUUUGGUUUGGAUGCGGACGAGUUGGUACCCCACCUUCCGAAAACUCUACUCCAAAUAUGAGAGUGACCCACUACAACCAGGCACCUACCAGAUCCAAGUUGAUAUGAAUUAUGACAUUAGAACUUAUGGAGGCACCAAAUCCAUUGUUUUAUCGGGUACAUCAUUCUUGGGCGCUCGUAAUCCUUUUAUGGGCUUGGCUUAUAUCAUUAUGGGUUGCGCAUGUGCGUUCUUGGGUGUGGUGUUUCUUGGCUGGCACUUUUUCAGACCCAGGAAACUUGGCGAUCACGACCGCCUUUCAUGGAAUCAAUCCGGUGGUUUGGGACACUAA